Molecule: messenger RNA, 2406 nt
Organism: Eimeria acervulina
Lineage: Eukaryota; Apicomplexa; Conoidasida; Eucoccidiorida; Eimeriidae
Product: UDP-N-acetyl-D-galactosamine:polypeptide N-acetylgalactosaminyltransferase T1, putative
Exons: 8
Coding region: 1-2406 (801 amino acids)
Cellular component (GO): Golgi apparatus
Source: RefSeq, a predicted model, not a curated record
AUGUCAUUACAAAGACGUAGACAUCCUUCUUCACCAAGAGACUCAUCAGAUACUUCAGGGUCUCCAUCUGGGGCCCCCCCUUCCUCUAAGAUUACUGUGGGGUCCCCUAGGGGUACACCUGGUGGGGCCCACGGGGGGUCCCCUGGGGGCCCCCCUUCAACAUCUCCUGUACAGCGUGCUGCAUUAAAAGCGAAAGAAGCAGCAGUAUGUGGGGUGUUUACUGGGACAACAAGUGAGCGGCUGCACGGCCGAGUCGGUGAAGAUGAGAACGGCCUUCGACUGUGGAUGCCUUCGCCUCCUUUGACGCAUCAAACUACUCAAGACUUACAAAGAUCCUAUGAAGGAUAUUGUUUUAAUUCUGCGUUGAGCGAUACGCUGAGCUUGGAUCGCCCGAUCCCAUCGUUUGACUCUGCUGCAUGCGCAGCGCAGCGUGAGGAGUUUGCAGCAGCAACAGCAGCAGCAGAAGCAGCAGCAGCAGCAGGAGGAGAAGAGGGUUUAUCUUCACCUUUGCUGCUGCGAGCUUCUGUAAUAAUAGUGCUGCAUAACGAGCUGCUGUCUGCUCUGCUGAGAUCCCUGCACUCUGUCUUAAACCGCACGCCGCCUCGCUUUUUAAAGGAAAUAAUAUUAGUUAACGAUAACUCUGACAAAGAUACACAUCCUUGGCUGUAUGAACAGCUCGAAGAAUAUAUUACUCGCGCUGUCCCCAAGACGAAGCUCCUCCACCUCCCGCAAAGAAGAGGGCUCAUGGGUGCGCGUGCUGCAGGAGCAGCAAUAGCAAGCGGGGAUGUACUUGUAUUUUUAGAUUCGCAUAUAGAAGUGCUGCCGCACUGGGUUGAGCCUCUGCUGCAGCGUUUGUCAGUAGCAGCAAAAGCAGCAGUUAUGCCUCGCGUUGCUUCUAUAGACGCAGAGACAUUUGAAGUUAAAAACGGCGGCAUUGAUACACUAGCCUUCUCCUGGAACCUAGGACAUAUGCACAGAGACGACGAAAUUAAGAACAGAAUAAUUAACAAGAACAAAAAACAAACUGAGCCCCUCUACAGUCCUAUCAUGCCUGGCGGUAUAUUUGCAAUCAAAAGAGAUUGGUGGGAGACCCUCGGCGGCUAUGAUGAAGAAAUGCGUCUCUACGGCGGAGAAGAAUUCGAGCUCUCCUUUAAGGUGUGGAUGUGCGGAGGAGCCCUCGAAGUUUUAACCUGCAGCAAAGUCGCCCACAUCUUCCGCUCAGACAAAUACUGGAAAGUGUCAGGGGACGAAAUAUCGCGAAAUAAACAAAGAGCAGCAUUUGUAUGGAUGGACGAGUUUGUGAAGUAUGUAUUGCUGACGACACCGCCGUUAUCUGCUUCAUUUAUUGGGGAUUUGUCGAAGCAAAAAGCGCUGAGGAGACACCUGAAGUGCAAGUCUUUCAUGUGGUACUUACAAAAUGUCUAUCCUGAGUUAGAGGCCCCCCCGCUGCAUGCAGCAGCAACAGGAGCGGUCUUAAGAAAGGACCUUAAUAGCUGUCUCGACACAAUGCAGAGAGACAGAGGGCCCCUAGGCGCCUUUCCCUGCCACUUCGCACACGGCACUCAGGCGUUUUUAUUUGAUGGAUCUACUGGGAAGUUUUUCGUCGGACAGAAAGGGUUUACUUCGUGUAUAGCAGGAGACACGAAGAAGCGACUGGUGCUGCAGCUGAGCUGCACAUACACCGCAGCAAAUAUAUCAUUGCGAUGGAAGCUUUAUCCUCAAACAGGACAGAUACAGCUGGAUUUGUCUGCAGCAGCAACAAUUGAAGACGAAGAAGCAGCAGCAGCAGCAGCAGCAGCAGCAUAUGAAGAAGAAGAUGAAGAAGCAGCAUAUGAAGACGAAGAACCACCAGCAAAUGAAGAAGAAGAAGCAGCAGCAAAUGAAGAAGAAAAAGCAGCAGCAGCAAAAGAAAAUAAAGCAGCAGCAGCAAAUGAAGAAGAAGAAGCAGCAGCAGCAAAAGAAAAUAAAGCAGCAGCAGCAAAAGAAAAUGAAGCAGCAGCAGCAAAAGAAAAUAAAGCAGCAGCAGCCAAAGCAGCAGCAGCAACCCAAGGAGACGCCGAUCCUGCUGCAGCAAAAGAUGCAUCUGCAGGAGCAGCAAAAGCAGCAGCAACGAAAGAUGGAUAUAAAGCAGCAAAGGACAAAGAAGAAGCAGCAGCAGCAGCAGCAGCAGCAGCAGACUCUGCAGAGGACGGAUCCCAACAGACUGCAGCAGCAGGCAAGCCAGCAGCAGCAGCAGGAGUAGCAGUAGGAGCAGCAGCAGGAGCAGCAGCAACUGUAGCAGGAGAAGCAACUGAGGGUUUAUGUCUUCGUAUCUUCUCUAAUCCUACAAAGGCAAGCCUUCAUGCUGUUGAGCUGGCAGAGUGCGACCCCACAGACAAAGGCCAGCGACUUGAAUUUGUACCCUAA